AUUCAAAUGAAAGCUCACUGAUAUGGCUCCCCUAGUUUUCUCUUCAUAGCUCGCAUCUAGCUUCUUAUCAAUACUAAUUCGAUGCGAUUCAACAAUUCCUGAUGCAAGAAUCAUUAUCUUGAAAUGGGGUCACUAUUGAGUCUUCUGUCACGAGAUGAAUCAAACUGUUGUUCUUAUCAGAAGUAUGAUGUAUUUCUGGAUUUUGAGAAUGCACAGCCAACGCCAGAUGAACGACUCGUGUAUAUGGAAGUGCAAUCUGUUCUGGAACAAUGUGAUAUAAUUUUAGAUGAAAUUCAAUGCUACAAAGGCGCUGGGAAAGAAAUUCGGGAAGCAAUAACAACACCCACGGAAGAAUGUCAACUGCGAGCUUGGAAAACAGUGAUGCCUCUUGUUGCUAAGCUCAAACGGUUGUAG
Molecule: messenger RNA, 414 nt
Organism: Bemisia tabaci
Lineage: Eukaryota; Metazoa; Arthropoda; Insecta; Hemiptera; Aleyrodidae
Source: RefSeq, a predicted model, not a curated record